Messenger RNA from Linnemannia hyalina, 2655 nucleotides. NCBI's taxonomy places the organism in Eukaryota, Fungi, Mortierellomycota, Mortierellomycetes, Mortierellales, Mortierellaceae. The record is from the annotation of a GenBank genome assembly.
AUGUCGAUGCUACGACUGCAAGGAAUCUACUAUGGUACCAUUCUCACCAAGAGGAUUGCCAUUCAACAACAACGACUUGCCAUUCCUCAAGUCACAGGAAGUGUUUCUUCCACAGGUCGAGGAGGUCAAACAAGGUUUAUAUCAGAAGCACUUCUGCGAGAGGAGUCCGAGGCGGUCGAGGCAGUCGCGAAGAAGACUGUGAGUCGGCGCAAGAAAGUUGAGCCCAGCGAGGAUACCGCCGCUGCCACUGCAGCACCAAAAGCCAGAAAGCCAAAGACGAAAAAGGCGGCGGAGGUCAAGGAGGAUGUUUCUGGAGGUGCUGUUGAGACUGUAGUGAAAACCAAGAAGACGAAGAAGAAGAGUACAAAAGACAAAGAGACUUUGGAGCCUGCUGCUGUUGUUGUUGCAGAUAAGGCAGCUACUGGUAGUGGUGGUGGUGGUGGUGGUCAGGCGGCGGUCGUUGCCACCAAAGUCAAGCGAGUUUCCAAAUCCAAACGCAAUGCGUCUACCCUCGACACAUCAACCGAGACUAUCAUCUCGGCGCCACCGGUCGUCACGACACAGCUUCGACCAUAUCAGCAAGAGUGUAUCGACAAGUGUCUCGAGAAUCUCAAGAACGGGAUUAUGCGCCAGAUUGUAUCCCUUCCUGUCGGCAGUGGCAAGACCGUUAUCUUCUCGCAUAUGAUGAAGCAAGUGCCGGCACCGUUCCCGGGAGCAAACAAGACAUUGAUUCUGGCACACCGACAGGAGCUUCUGGAGCAGACACGGAAUCAUGUUCUCAGGAAUGGUACCGGGCUGAGAGUGACUAUUGAUCAAGGAAAACGCGUGGCGGAUAUGACUGCAGACGUGAUUGUUGCCAGUGUACCGACUCUUGGACGUGCAGGCACUACUCGGAUACUCAAGUAUAACCCACAGGACUUCAAAUGCAUCAUCAUCGACGAGGCCCACCACGCUACAGCAGACUCUUAUGGUAGGAUUCUACAACACUUUGGAGCGGAUGUUCCCAAGACCCACAUCUUUGUCUAUGGAUGCUCGGCAACUGUGCGGCGACACGAUGGUCUGAGGUUAGGAGGCGUUUUCGAUUAUAUUUCGUUCCACAAGGGGUUCAUUACUAUGAUCGAGGACAAGUGGCUCUGUGGACUACGCGUGUCGACUAUCAAGACUGAGUUUGACUUGAAGGAUGUCAAGUCAAGAGGAGGUGACUUUGAGACCAAGGAUUUGUCCCAGAAGGUCAACACCCCCGUCAGGAAUGAUAUCAUUGUUCGCAGUUACAUGACCUAUUGUGGCGAGCGCAAGUCAACGGUGGUGUUUGCGGUCGAUAUCGCCCAUUUAGAGAGUUUGACAGAGACCUUCCGGAAGUAUGGAUAUGAUGCGCGAGGGCUGUCAAGCAAGACCAACGAUAAUGAUCGCGCUCAGAUGUUGAAGGAUUUCAAGAACCAAAAGUUCCCCGUCAUCGUCAACUGCGGUAUCCUGACGGAAGGCACAGAUAUCCCGGUAAUUGACUUGAUUAUCAUGGCACGGCCGACAAAGUCGAAUGUCUUGUUCCAACAGAUGUUGGGAAGAGGAAUGCGGCUGCAUCCAGGAAAGGAGGACUGCCUUGUGCUUGACUUUGUGGAUAUUGUCCGAGGCGAGGGACUUGUGACUCUGCCUACUUUGCUUGGUCUUGAGACCGAUUCUGUCUUGAAUGAGGAGAUCAAGAUCACCGGACACCAGGACGUCGACGCGAUCCGAGACGAACAGAUCGCGACCCUAGAGGAAGAAGUCGUCGCGUCUUCCGAGUUCCCGGACGAGACCGAGACCGUCGAAGAAAUCGACCCGUCCACAGGACUCAAAGUCGCACGGAUCCGGGUCUUGGAAUAUGAGAAUCCGUAUCAGCUGAUUGGAGACUGUAGUGGGGCUAAUAGGAGAGUUGCGGCCAUGUCACGGAACGCCUGGGUCAAUGUUGGCGCGAGCGCUUAUGUUCUGACCUGUCAGGAGAUUGCGUUCCGGAUUGAGAAGUCGAAGGACGGACUGUACCGGUGUUAUAAACGGGUGACCAUGGAUAAGCGGCAUGUGGGCAAGAAUGAUGAAUCGUUGAAUAAGGACCAAAAGUUGAAGCAGGCUAGAGAUCGGUACAAUAACCCAAGGAGGAACCAGGAGUCCAAGUCCAAAGAUGGUGGUCAGGCGGGGAUGUUUAGGACAAAGGAGAACGAGUUGCCGAUCCAGUCGGAUACGUUGGAGGAUUGCUUCCAUGGAGUUGAUACGUGGAUCGCCAAGAAUAUUGGGCACGUCCCGGGGAUUUUGAGUCGGUUUGCUCAAUGGCGGAGACUGCCUGCCUCGGAUUCGCAGCUCAAGUUCUUGAGGAAGCUUGGAUAUGACCACGACCCCAUCGACGAUAUUGGAGAUGGUGAGGAAGAUGGUGAGGAAGAUGGUCAUAGUGAUAGGAAAGGUGGAAAAAGUCUGGCAAGGGAGCUGGAGAUGACGCAGAGGAAGCGGAAGGAAGUCGCAGCACGAGCACUGACAAAGGGACAGGCCGCGAAUAUGAUCACACGACUGGUACAUGGCGCCGGGAAGAGGUGGACGGAGAGCAAGAAGUUUGAGGUCAAGAAGGCUAAAGCUUUGGCCAAGGAGAUCGGUGUCGAAGUCGGACCCAUUCCCAAAUUCGUCGACAUCUAG